GUGCUGGGAUCUGAACCCGGGUCUUAUGCAAGAACAGUCAGUGUUCUUAACCACUGAGCCAUCUCUCCAGCCCCAUGAUCUGGACUUUUAAGGAUGCCUAGGCAUUUACCGGAAGACAGAAGAAAGGGCAGACCUACCUAGGAAGAGAACUAGUUAGAAAGAUACCUAAGUGUUUACAGGCGAUGGCAUCUCUCCUUGAAAAAAAAGACCAGGACUGUUGGGAAGGAAAGGGGGUGGAGGAGAACGCAUAAAAGACUCAGAGUAUAGAGGGUCAGGUGUUAGUGCAGUGGGGAAGUGGAUGUGGGAAUCAUGAGUUUGAGGCUAGCUUAAGCUACACAAGUUGACACUGCCUUAAAGUUUUGACUUUAUGCAGGGCAGAGUUGCAGUGAAGGAUUUGUGCAUCCACAUCCACAUGCACAUGGAGGCCAGAGCAGAAUGUUGGGUAGCCCUGCUUUGCUGCUGUCUCUGAAACUAGAGCUAGGCUGGCAGAGAGCAAGUCUCAGCAAUCCUCCUGUCUCUGCCCCUCACCCCGCAGUGCUGGAGUUAUAGAUACCUACUGUACGAGUGUAACCCCCCAAAAUACUGACUUUUUACAUGGGUUCUAGGGAUUGGAACUCAGGUUGAGCAGCAAGUGUUCUCUCCCGUCUAGCCAUCUCCCCAGCCCCCAAUGAAGGAUUUUAACUACUGAAGUGUCAUCACCUAAUACUUUGUUUUUCAAAAGCUAGUCUGAGAGGGAUUGACUGGUAAUUCAGAAUUACUGUGUUCUAAACAUUCGGCUUUCAAUUACCUUCUCUCAAAAACCUUUCAUAGCAGUGAUAGGAAGAACAAGGGAGAUAGGGGAGGGUAAGACAGAAAAUGUAUUGAGGGCCCAAGGGGUAAAGCUCAGUGAUAGAAAGUUCAUGUGUCUGGGGUUCAGUCCCCAGCACCGCAAAAGUUUCUAAACGACAUCCCCACAAGGGUGUGUGUGCAUGUUAUCGGCACCUAUACAAUAAGUAUAUCGCAAAUAUUGUUUUUGGAAGCUUUGUUCUAUACUCGCAUGAACUACUUUGAGCCUAUCGCAUACCGAGUCAGGAUGUAAAACCUAUUUCUCACUGUGGGAUACUACAAACAAAAAAAAGAAAAAAAAGAAAAGCAGUGGCACUGCUAGGAAGUGUAGGUUUGAGCAGCCUGAGUUUAACAGCUGAGGAUGCAGGACUCAGAGAGUCUAAGGUCCCACGGUAAGUUAGGUGUGUACGUUUCCUGCCCACGCUGGUCUGAAGCCAGGGUGAAUUCCCCCACGAGUGCCACGCCGCCUGCUCCUAGGCGUUCACAGAAGGUAGGCUCGAAGGGAAAGGUAAACCUACCUGGGUGGUGCCUACCAAGUGCUGUACCUCAUUCGGGAAGAAAUGAGGCGGAGACCAAAUCGCUCAGCCUCCAGCGAGCAACUCAGACCACCUGAGGCACUGGCUAAAACACAGAUUUUAGGUACACCAGAAAAGUAGCAAAAGUGGUUAGGGGAGGCGGCCCGGGAAUCCGCCAUUGGAAAGAGGAGACCACCGCGACGCGCCCUUGGGGCCUUAGGAAUUAGGGGGGCUCUGCGAUAAGCCGGUGAGGACUAGGAGGGCCUUGGACUAGGACCAUGACAGUCCCCUCUCGGACAACCCCAAGUCCCACUAUGGCGUCAACCCCAAGUCCCAUUAUGGCGUCUGCCCUCCUCAGGCGACCCUGGCCGAGGGGCGCGCUGAAAGCUUCCGGCUCAGCAGAACCUAUCUGCCUCACCUGGCCAGGACUGCGCCUAAGGAGCGAUGUAUAUGCUUCGUGGCCUCACCCUGAGGACUUCUGAUUGGCUUUAGAGCAGAUCUAUCACUCAUCUUCUGGGUUAGAGGUGGGUGGAAGGUCAGCUAUGACCAAUAAAGAAGCGUUUCUCGGCUAAGCCCCUCCCCAUCCAGCUUCCUGUUGCUGUCCAUCAACCUCCUGGCGGGCGGGACUUUGCCUCCCGCCAGUUGGCUAAUGGACACGUCCUUCAUUCCUCAGUGGAUUUCCGGUUGGUGCCCGCUACCGUCUAUCAGUGACGCUUCACAGUUCUAUUGGCCAAACCAACGUCACUCUAGAUGCGGCUCAAUGAUUGCUUGGAAAUGCUGUCGGUCCCCAAUGUGCCGAACGCUCAUUGGUGAGCUCUGCCGUCGCUCGGGCGGUGGCGGGCUCCGGGAUUGGCGGGUGCUAGGCGGGCGGUGUCAGGCUCUCGGUGGCGGCGGAGGCGGCGGAGGCCAGGGAGGAAGAUGUCGUAAUGAGCGCAGAUCCACAGACGAGCAUGGCUGCCACUGCUGCUGUCAGUCCCAGUGACUACCUGCAGCCUGCCACCGCUACUACCCAGGACUCCCAGCCAUCUCCUUUGGCCCUGCUUGCCGCAACAUGUAGCAAAAUUGGCCCACCAGCUGUUGAAGCUGCAGUAACACCUCCUGCUCCCCCACAGCCCACACCACGGAAACUAGUCCCCAUCAAACCUGCCCCUCUCCCUCUCAGUCCUGGAAAGAAUAGCUUUGGCAUCUUGUCUUCUAAAGGAAACAUACUUCAGAUUCAGGGCUCCCAGCUGAGUACCUCCUAUCCUGGAGGGCAGCUGGUGUUUGCUAUCCAGAACCCCACCAUGAUCAACAAAGGGAGCCGAUCGAAUGCCAGUAUCCAGUACCAGGCGGUUCCUCAAAUUCAAGCAAGCAGUUCCCAGGCCAUACAGGUGCAGCCCAAUCUCACCAACCAGAUCCAGAUCAUCCCUGGCACCAACCAAGCCAUCAUCACCCCUUCAUCAUCCAGCCACAAGCCUGUCCCCAUCAAGCCAGCCCCUGUCCAGAAAUCAAGUACAACUACCACCCCUGUGCAGAGUGGGGCCAACGUGGUGAAGCUGACAGGUGGAGGUGGCAACGUGACGCUCACUCUGCCCGUCAGCAACCUGGUAAACACCAGUGAUGCUGGGGCCUCUGCUCAGCUCCUCACUGAAAGCCCCCCUACCCCAUUGUCUAAGACUAACAAGAAAGCCAGAAAGAAGAGCCUUCCUGUCUCACAGCCAUCUGUGGCUGUGGCUGAACAGGUGGAGACAGUGCUGAUUGAGACCACAGCCGACAACAUCAUCCAGGCAGGAAAUAACCUGCUGAUUGUCCAGAGCCCUGGUGGGGGCCAGCCAGCUGUGGUCCAGCAAGUCCAGGUGGUACCCCCCAAGGCCGAGCAGCAACAGGUGGUGCAGAUCCCCCAGCAGGCACUGCGGGUGGUGCAAGCUGCCUCAGCUACCCUCCCCACUGUUCCCCAGAAGCCCUCCCAGAACUUUCAGAUCCAGACAGCUGAAUCAACACCAACCCAGGUCUAUAUCCGUACACCUUCUGGUGAGGUACAGACAGUCCUUGUCCAGGACAGCCCCCCGGCAACAGCUGCAACCACCUCAACCACCUGUAAUAGCCCUGCCCCCCGAGCUCCCCAUCUGAGUGGCACCAGCAAAAAGCAUUCAGCUGCAAUUCUCCGAAAAGAACGUCCCCUGCCAAAGAUUGCACCUGCUGGGAGCAUCAUCAGCCUGAAUGCCGCACAGCUGGCAGCAGCUGCCCAGGCCAUGCAGACCAUCAACAUCAAUGGCGUUCAAGUCCAGGGUGUGCCUGUUACCAUCACCAACACUGGUGGACAGCAGCAGCUGACGGUACAGAAUGUUUCUGGAAACAACCUGACCAUCAGUGGGCUGAGCCCCACCCAGAUCCAGCUGCAGAUGGAGCAGGCCCUAGCUGGAGAGGCCCAGCCCGGGGAGAAGCGGCGCCGUAUGGCCUGCACGUGUCCUAACUGCAAGGAUGGGGAGAAGAGGUCUGGAGAGCAGGGCAAGAAGAAGCAUGUGUGCCACAUCCCUGACUGUGGCAAGACGUUCCGGAAGACAUCUUUGCUCCGGGCCCAUGUUCGCCUGCACACAGGCGAGCGGCCCUUUGUCUGCAACUGGUUCUUUUGUGGAAAGAGGUUCACGCGAAGCGACGAACUCCAGCGGCAUGCUCGCACCCACACAGGGGACAAGCGCUUUGAGUGUGCUCAGUGUCAGAAGCGCUUCAUGAGAAGUGACCACCUCACCAAGCAUUACAAGACCCACCUAGUCACGAAGAACUUGUAAGGCCAACUGAGGCAGGAGGCCCCGAAGAUGGAAUCCCCCCAUCUGUCUGGCCAGGGCCCAUGGGGGACAGGUGCCCACAAAUGCCCUGGACCCACCCUCACCCCAACUCCUGUUAUGUGGCUGUGUCCCCACAGGAAGGGCUCUGGUCCUGUGCUCACCUUCUUCCAAAGGCCCUCAGCGCUACCUUGCCCUUCCCUUCUCACCAUGAGUUCCUCAGCCUGCUCAGGCCAUGGACACUGGCCAUGCCCAAUGAGACGUUCUAAACCAGGACGCAUGGGGACCCUUAUUUCCAAAGGAAAAACAUGCAUUUCACUCCGUCGAGGAGCAAAGUGAGCCCCCACCCCAUUCCCUGCCCCAACACUGCCGGAGUCCCAUUGUGCCAUGCCCCCAUCCUGUGCCCCCUGUUCCUCUCAACCACAUCCUUCUCUGGCCACUAGGGAUGCCCUGGGGCCCUGUAACCAGUCUCCCACUGGCACCCACUUUGGAGGCUUGGGAGGCUGCCUCCGCUCCACUGCCCAGCCCUGCCACGGCUCUCCUCCAGACAUUCCAACUUUCUAUUUGAAAGGUCAGAUGCCGGCGGACUCCUCCCACUCCCUAUUUUCUAUGGAGAACGUUGCCUUAUACUCUCUACUUCAGAUGAUGAACACUGUGUAUGUGUGUGCUUUAAAGACGUUUUAUUGAAUUGCUCCCUCUUCAUUUCUUUGGUAGUCACCUCCCCAUGCUUGUGUUCAGUUUAGGGUUUGGGGGGCAAUGAUGAGCAUAUGAGUUUUUCUCACUCCAGCAAUUCUCCUUUCUAAGUGACACAUUUCAGCUCAGAUCCUGGACUCACCUCCCAUUCUGACCCCCCCCAUCUCUCCCACUGCUCGCCCAAGCUCUACUGUGUACAGUGUAUAUUGUAUAAUAGACGAUUGUGUCUACAACGUUUUAAAACAUAUUGCUUGUUAUUUUUGAGGCUUUUAAAUUAAACAAAAAUCCAACUUUAUUUUUAGUUGUAACUGCUUGAGGUAUGUUUUAUGAAUUAAGUGACAGAUUUGUUAUCCUUUAUUAACAAUGUACUUUGUUGGUCAGUGCUGGGCUGACGAAAAUUUUCUUGCUAAUAAACUGAGUUGCCCGAGGCAAAGUCUG
Messenger RNA from Nannospalax galili (Upper Galilee mountains blind mole rat), 5233 nucleotides. RefSeq names its product Sp2 transcription factor (gene Sp2). NCBI's taxonomy places the organism in Eukaryota, Metazoa, Chordata, Mammalia, Rodentia, Spalacidae. Gene Ontology annotation, biological process: regulation of transcription by RNA polymerase II. The transcript has 7 exons. The record is from RefSeq and is a predicted model, not a curated record. The coding region runs from base 2267 to 4108 and encodes 613 amino acids. Gene Ontology annotation, molecular function: DNA-binding transcription factor activity, RNA polymerase II-specific; RNA polymerase II cis-regulatory region sequence-specific DNA binding.